AUGUCUUUCAGCUGAAGCCGAAGUGGGAAUGAUUCCGAUGAAUCUUCUUCACAUGGAAUUGUGACAACAAUAAUAAUUUCAUCUAUCUCAGGUUUUUGCUUCUUCUGCUGCUGCUUUUGUGUAUAUAAAAUUAGAUCAAGCAUUAGACGAGUAAGAGUCCGAAACCUGGCUACAAUAAACGCUGAAAGAGCUCGACAGUAUGAAAUUUUGAUUCAUAAUCAAUCGGCGUCAAUAAUUCCUGAUGAUCUACUAGAACUCCACUUGCCUAAAAUAGUUUUCGAUCAAUCUCAAGUUGAUUGGGAAGCCAAAACCUGCUGUAUUUGCUUUGAAGAGUAUUUUUUAUGUAGCUUUUCAGAAGGGAGCGAAGUCAGAAAAUUAAUUUGCAAACAUAUUUAUCACUCUAAAUGUAUAGAAGAAUGAUUCAAAGGGUCAAUCGAUAUACCGAGGUGUCCAGUUUGCAAAGCAAAUCCUUUUAAUGGAAUCAGCGAUAAUUCUGAUUUAUUACUAAGUCCUCAGUCUCCAUUGCUGGUAGAAUAA
This is a messenger RNA of Blepharisma stoltei, 537 nucleotides long. The record is from the annotation of a GenBank genome assembly. Lineage: Eukaryota; Ciliophora; Heterotrichea; Heterotrichida; Blepharismidae.